Molecule: messenger RNA, 2744 nt
Organism: Lolium rigidum
Lineage: Eukaryota; Viridiplantae; Streptophyta; Magnoliopsida; Poales; Poaceae
Product: serine/threonine-protein kinase BLUS1-like
Exons: 22
Coding region: 16-2220 (734 amino acids)
Biological process (GO): protein phosphorylation
Molecular function (GO): protein serine/threonine kinase activator activity; protein kinase activity; ATP binding
Source: RefSeq, a predicted model, not a curated record
CGCCCCCCGCCCGCGAUGGUCAGGAGCGGCAGCAUGCGGCGGGCCUCGCUGCCGUCCGCGGCGGCGGCGGCCCCGCCGCCGCCGCCCGACUUCACCGCGUCGCCCGACGACUACAGGCUCAUGGAGGAGAUUGGCUUCGGCGCCAACGCCGUCGUCUACCGCGCCGUCUUCCUCCCCGCCAACACCACCAUCGCCGUCAAGUGCCUCGAUCUCGAUCGGGUCAACAGUAACCUCGAUGAUGUGCGGAAGGAGGCUCAGAUAAUGAGCUUGAUAGAUCAUCCGAAUGUCAUCAAGGCCUAUUGCUCGUUCGUUGUCGAUCACAACCUUUGGGUGAUAAUGCCGUUCAUGGCAGAGGGUUCAUGUUUACACCUAAUGAAGGUUGGAUACCCCGAUGGCCUCGAAGAGCCUGUCAUCUGCUCUAUUCUAAAAGAAACACUAAAGGCUCUAGAUUACCUCCAUAGGCAAGGACAUAUCCACCGAGAUGUCAAGGCGGGUAAUAUCCUUGUCGAUAGCCCUGGUAUAGUAAAGCUUGGGGACUUCGGUGUAUCUGCUUGCUUGUUUGACAGAGGUGAUAGACAAAGAUCUAGGAAUACAUUUGUGGGAACCCCGUGCUGGAUGGCUCCAGAAGUUCUCCAGCCUGGAACCGGUUAUAACUUCAAAGCCGACAUCUGGUCAUUUGGAAUAACUGCACUGGAGCUUGCACAUGGUCAUGCUCCCUUCUCUAAGUAUCCUCCCAUGAAGGUUCUUCUCAUGACCCUUCAAAAUGCCCCACCAGGUCUUGACUAUGACCGUGACAGAAAAUUCUCAAAGUCUUUUAAGGAAAUGGUUGCAAUGUGCUUGGUAAAAGAUCAAACCAAGAGGCCAACAGCUGAAAAGUUACUGAAGCAUUCAUUUUUUAAGAACGCAAAGGUCCCACAGCUGACAGUUAAGAGUAUUAUAACUGAUUUGCCCCCUCUAUGGGAGCGUGUGAAGACACUCCAGCAAAAGGAUGCAGCACAUCUGGCUUCUUCCGAACAGGAAGCACUUUCUAUGAGUGAGUACCAACGAGGUGUCAGCGCAUGGCACUUUGAUAUUGAGGAUCUAAAGGCUCAGGCAUUACUGAUUCAUGAUGACGAUCCACCUGAAAUAAAGGAGAAUGAUGACAGAACAACUGAAGUUGAGAAGGAUGUAUCUUCCGAGAGUCAUCUUGGAAAAUCAACACUUCUGAAUGGAAGUAACCAUAGGUCGAAUCAUGAACGAACUUGUGCCACUGCAGUAAAUCCAGGUGGAAAUGGCCCUGAAUCAGAUGAAGAUUUGGCUUCUGACAUUGGCAAUGCCGAUUCUGCAUGGAAGGUUGAUGGAUCAGAAAAUGACUCAUUAUGCUCUACACCGAAGCAUGGUUCUGAGGCGGGAAAUUGUAAAAGUGAAGUUAGACAAAAACAAAGACAAAGAACUUACUCUGGCCCAAUUAUAUAUUCUGGUACCGGCGAUAGUUCCGUCAAUGGAAGAGGUCCUAUUAUUGAUAGGGAUGCAGGAGGUCGAUCAGUAUCUAGUAAACAAAAGAAUGACGCUGGAAAAAUUGAUGAUCUUAGUGGUCCUCUGUCACUUUCAACUCGUGCUUCUGCAAAUAGUCUGUCUGCCCCUAUUCGGUCUUCUGGAGGGUAUGUGGGCUCCUUGGGAGAUAAACCUAAGGUUGAAAUAAAAGGCCGAUUUUCAGUGACAUCCGAAAGUUUUGAUCUGGCAAAGGUUCAGGAAAUUCCAGUGGUCAAAAUUUCACCUAGACCACAGGAGGGAUCUGCACUGAGAAAAUCAGCCAGUGUUGGUGCUUGGCCAGUGAAGGCCAAGCCAGUGUCUAAUAAUCAAUAUCGGAAGGAAUUCUCCAACAGCUCAGUUUCUGCAUCAGUUCUGAUUCCCCAUCUUCAAAACCUUGUACAGCAGACCACAUUUCAGCAAGAUCUCAUCACGAACCUAAUGAGUAACUUGCAACAGAAUGAGAAAACGGAUGGGCUCCAGUCUAGAGUUCAGACUGUGGAGGGUGAUACAAGGGUUGAAACGGGAGGUGCUGGGGGAGAACGGACACUUCUUGCUAAAAUAUUCGAUUUACAAUCUAGAAUGAUUUCUUUAACUGAUGAAUUGAUUGCGUCAAAGCUGAAACAUGUUCAGCUGCAAGAAGAGCUAAAUGCACUGUACUGCCAAGAAGAAAUAAUCGACACGAGAGAGCAGGACAAUCAAGAAGCUUGACAUGGUAAGGCACCUUUUAGUACUACAAGGUGUGCUCUGGUGAGUGCUGACACCUGCAAAGAAAAAGGAGUAUUCUGGUGACUAUACGCUGCCUGCCCUCAGGCUUGCCUUCCAGCGAGGUGUUUGAGAUCUCUAAGACAUAUCCACAAAGAGCUUGAGCAGAGGAGACCGAGAGCUCUUCAAGGUUUAGUAAGAGAAUAUGCUCGUUGAUGGUCGACUGGGAUUUAUCUCGUUGGUCCCCGUUUGUACAUAUUAUUUAUAGUUAGUAGAGUUGUUUAUUUUUAUCAUCUUGUGGUGCCCAUUCAUUUUGGCCGUGCUUGUCAUUCGGUUGGCCAUUGAUGCCAGCCAGUAUAGUUGAGCCCAUUUGAUCGCAGAGGAGUGCUAGAAUAAUUGAAGCUUGAAUGUAUUAUAUAAUAUAUGCCGAAUGAUUUGGAAAAUAUGAGAAAAGAAUUGAGUUUGUAGUGAAUCUAACAAUUGUAUGUGUCCAUUUUAAGCAAGAGAACUGCUCCCGUGUACAUUUUGUU